This is a messenger RNA of Mustela lutreola (European mink), 712 nucleotides long. Its product is annotated as transcription factor BTF3-like. NCBI's taxonomy places the organism in Eukaryota, Metazoa, Chordata, Mammalia, Carnivora, Mustelidae. Gene Ontology annotation, cellular component: cytosol; nascent polypeptide-associated complex. Bases 27 to 518 code for a protein of 163 amino acids. The transcript has a single exon. The record is from RefSeq and is a predicted model, not a curated record.
CGCGGUCCCAUUUCCGCUCCAACAAGAUGAAAGAAACGAUCAUGAACCAGGAGAAACUCGCCAAACUGCAAGCACAAGUGCGCAUUGGUGGGAAAGGAACUGCUCGCCGAAAGAAGAAGGUGGUUCAUAGAACAGCUACAGCAGAUGAUAAAAAACUUCAGUUCUCCUUAAAGAAGUUAGGGGUAAACAAUAUCUCUGGUAUUGAAGAAGUGAAUAUGUUCACAAACCAAGGAACAGUGAUCCACUUUAACAACCCCAAAGUUCAGGCAUCGCUGGCAGCAAACACUUUCACCAUUACAGGCCAUGCUGAGACAAAGCAGCUGACAGAAAUGCUACCCAGUAUCUUAAACCAACUUGGUGCAGACAGUCUGACUAGUUUAAGAAGACUGGCUGAAGCUCUGCCCAAACAAUCUGUGGAUGGAAAAGCACCACUUGCUACCGGAGAGGAUGAUGAUGAUGAUGAAGUUCCAGAUCUUGUGGAGAAUUUUGAUGAAGCUUCCAAGAAUGAAGCAAACUGAAUUGAGUCAACUUCUGAAGAAGAUAAAACUUAAAGAAGUUACUGGGAGCUGCUAUUUUAUAUUAUGACUGCUUUUUAAAAUUUUGUUCAUGGAUCUGAUAAAAUCUAGAUCUCUAAUAUUUUUAAGCCCAAGCCCCUUGGACACUGCAGCUCUUUUCAGUUUUUGCUUAUACGCAAUUCAUUCUUUGCAGCUUA